UUUUCCUUCCCAGCUGGAGAAGGCCUCAGCUGUGUGAGGCUGGGACUGCUGGGGAUUUUCUGUAGUUAGAGGGAAACACAAGGGAAGAACAUCCUGUUCUCAGCUUCCACCGAUGGUGAGCCCACCUCUCCUGAUCAUUAGCGUGGCUGGCACACUCGCGUGCAAGCCAGACCACUUCUUAUGGAGACUCGGCAGUGCCUCACCUCAGUCUGUGAGUUUUCUUCAUGGGAAGGUUGUGAUGGAGUCUCUGGGUCGUCCCAUUCCACCUACAUCCUCGCCUAGCCUCCUCCCAUCUGCUCAGCUGCCUAGCUCCCAUAAUCCUCCACCAGUUAGCUGCCAGAUGCCAUUGCUAGACAGCAACACCUCCCAUCAAAUCAUGGACACCAACCCUGAUGAGGAAUUCUCCCCCAAUUCAUACCUGCUCAGAGCAUGCUCAGGGCCCCAGCAAGCCUCCAGCAGUGGCCCUCCAAACCACCACAGCCAGUCGACACUGAGGCCCCCGCUCCCACCCCCUCACAACCACACGCUGUCCCAUCACCACUCGUCUGCCAACUCGCUCAACAGGAACUCACUGACCAAUCGGCGGAGUCAGAUCCACGCCCCGGCUCCAGCACCUAACGACCUGGCCACCACGCCGGAGUCUGUUCAGCUUCAGGACAGCUGGGUGCUAAACAGCAACGUGCCACUGGAAACCCGACACUUCCUCUUCAAGACCUCCUCGGGGAGCACCCCCUUGUUCAGCAGCUCUUCCCCGGGAUACCCUCUGACCUCAGGAACUGUUUACACGCCACCUCCCCGCCUGCUGCCCAGGAAUACCUUCUCCAGGAAGGCCUUCAAGCUGAAGAAGCCCUCCAAAUACUGCAGCUGGAAAUGCGCCGCCCUGUCGGCCAUCGCCGCGGCCCUGCUCUUGGCUAUAUUGCUGGCGUAUUUCAUAGCAAUGCAUCUGCUCGGACUCAAUUGGCAACUCCAGCCGGCAGAUGGACACACCUUUAACAAUGGGAUAAGGACCGGCUUACCAGGAAACGAUGAUGUGGCAACAAUGCCAUCUGGAGGCAAAGUGCCCUGGUCAUUGAAAAACAGCAGCAUAGACAGUGGUGAAGCAGAAGUCGGUCGGCGGGUGACACAAGAAGUCCCACCAGGGGUGUUUUGGAGGUCACAGAUUCACAUCAGUCAGCCCCAGUUCCUAAAGUUCAACAUCUCCCUCGGGAAGGAUGCUCUCUUUGGUGUUUAUAUAAGAAGGGGACUUCCACCAUCUCAUGCCCAGUAUGACUUCAUGGAACGUCUAGACGGGAAGGAGAAGUGGAGUGUGGUGGAGUCACCCCGGGAACGGCGGAGCAUACAGACCCUGGUGCAGAAUGAAGCCGUGUUUGUGCAGUACCUGGAUGUGGGCCUGUGGCACCUGGCCUUCUACAAUGAUGGCAAAGACAAGGAAAUGGUUUCCUUCAACACUGUUGUCUUAGAUUCAGUGCAGGACUGUCCACGUAACUGCCAUGGGAACGGUGAAUGUGUGUCUGGACUGUGUCACUGCUUCCCAGGAUUUCUAGGCGCAGACUGUGCUAAAGCUGCCUGCCCCGUCCUGUGCAGCGGGAAUGGACAAUACUCUAAAGGGACGUGCCAGUGCUACAGCGGCUGGAAAGGCGCGGAGUGCGACGUGCCCAUGAAUCAGUGCAUCGAUCCUUCCUGCGGGGGCCACGGCUCCUGCAUUGAUGGGAAUUGUGUCUGCUCUGCCGGCUACAAAGGCGAGCACUGUGAGGAAGUUGACUGCUUGGAUCCCACCUGCUCCAGUCAUGGGGUCUGUGUGAAUGGAGAAUGCCUAUGCAGCCCUGGUUGGGGUGGUCUGAACUGUGAGCUGGCGAGGGUUCAGUGCCCGGACCAAUGCAGUGGGCAUGGCACAUACCUGCCCGACACAGGCCUCUGCAGCUGCGAUCCCAACUGGAUGGGUCCCGACUGCUCUGUCGAAGUGUGCUCAGUAGACUGUGGCACUCACGGCGUCUGCAUCGGGGGAGCCUGCCGCUGUGAAGAGGGCUGGACAGGUGCAGCGUGUGACCAGCGCGUGUGCCACCCCCGCUGCAUUGAGCACGGGACCUGUAAAGAUGGCAAAUGUGAAUGCCGAGAGGGCUGGAAUGGUGAACACUGCACCAUUGAUGGCUGCCCUGACUUGUGCAACGGUAACGGGAGAUGCACACUGGGUCAGAACAGCUGGCAGUGUGUCUGCCAGACCGGCUGGAGAGGGCCCGGAUGCAACGUUGCCAUGGAAACCUCCUGCGCUGAUAACAAGGAUAAUGAGGGAGAUGGCCUGGUGGAUUGCCUGGACCCUGACUGCUGUCUGCAGUCUGCCUGUCAAAACAGUCUGCUAUGCCGGGGGUCCCGGGACCCCCUGGACAUCAUUCAGCAAGGCCAGACGGACUGGCCUGCAGUGAAGUCCUUCUACGACCGCAUCAAGCUCUUGGCAGGCAAGGACAGCACCCACAUCAUUCCUGGAGACAACCCCUUCAACAGCAGCUUGGUUUCUCUCAUCCGAGGCCAAGUAGUCACCACAGAUGGGACCCCCCUGGUCGGUGUGAACGUGUCUUUUGUCAAGUACCCAAAAUAUGGCUACACCAUCACCCGCCAGGAUGGCACGUUCGACCUGAUAGCCAAUGGGGGUGCUUCCCUGACUCUACACUUCGAGCGAGCCCCCUUCAUGAGCCAGGAGCGCACCGUGUGGCUGCCAUGGAACAGCUUUUACGCCAUGGACACCCUGGUGAUGAAGACCGAGGAGAACUCCAUCCCCAGCUGUGACCUCAGUGGUUUUGUCCGGCCCGAUCCAAUCAUCAUCUCCUCCCCCCUGUCCACCUUCUUCAGUGCCGCCCCUGCGCAGAAUCCCAUCGUGCCUGAGACGCAGGUUCUCCACGAAGAGAUAGAGCUCCCGGGUUCCAAUGUGAAGCUUCGCUAUCUGAGCUCCAGAACCGCCGGGUACAAGUCGCUGCUGAAGAUCACCAUGACCCAGUCCACGGUGCCCCUGAACCUCAUCAGAGUUCACCUGAUGGUGGCCGUGGAGGGGCAUCUCUUCCAAAAGUCAUUCCAGGCCUCUCCCAACCUGGCCUAUACUUUCAUCUGGGACAAGACAGAUGCUUACGGCCAGAGGGUGUAUGGACUCUCCGAUGCUGUGGUGUCUGUGGGGUUUGAAUAUGAGACCUGCCCCAGUCUGAUCCUCUGGGAGAAAAGGACAGCCCUCCUGCAGGGAUUUGAACUGGACCCUUCCAACCUUGGAGGCUGGUCCCUGGACAAGCACCACAUCCUCAAUGUUAAGAGUGGAAUCCUACACAAGGGCACUGGGGAAAACCAGUUCCUGACCCAGCAGCCUGCCAUCAUCACCAGCAUCAUGGGCAAUGGCCGCCGCCGGAGCAUCUCCUGUCCCAGCUGCAAUGGCCUUGCUGAAGGCAACAAGCUGCUGGCCCCGGUGGCUCUGGCUGUGGGAAUCGAUGGGAGCCUCUAUGUGGGUGACUUCAAUUACAUCCGGCGCAUCUUUCCCUCUCGAAACGUGACCAGUAUCUUGGAGUUACGAAAUAAAGAGUUUAAACAUAGCAACAACCCGGCGCACAAGUACUACUUGGCCGUGGACCCCGUGUCCGGCUCGCUGUACGUGUCUGACACCAACAGUCGCAGGAUCUACCGUGUCAAGUCUCUGAGCGGAGCCAAAGACCUGGCCGGGAAUUCCGAAGUGGUGGCAGGGACCGGAGAGCAGUGUUUGCCCUUUGAUGAAGCCCGCUGUGGGGAUGGAGGGAAGGCGAUCGAUGCGACCCUGAUGAGCCCACGAGGUAUUGCCGUAGACAAGAAUGGGCUCAUGUAUUUUGUCGACGCCACCAUGAUCCGGAAGGUGGACCAGAACGGAAUCAUCUCCACCCUACUGGGCUCCAAUGACCUCACUGCUGUCCGGCCACUGAGCUGUGAUUCCAGCAUGGACGUAGCCCAGGUUCGCCUGGAAUGGCCAACAGACCUUGCCGUCAACCCCAUGGAUAACUCCCUGUAUGUUCUAGAGAACAACGUCAUCCUGCGGAUCACUGAGAACCACCAAGUCAGCAUCAUUGCGGGACGCCCCAUGCACUGCCAGGUUCCUGGCAUUGACUACUCGCUUAGCAAACUAGCCAUUCACUCUGCUCUGGAGUCAGCCAGUGCCAUUGCCAUCUCUCACACUGGGGUCCUCUACAUCACCGAGACGGAUGAGAAGAAGAUCAACCGUCUACGCCAGGUAACAACCAAUGGGGAGAUCUGCCUUUUAGCUGGGGCAGCCUCAGACUGCGACUGCAAGAACGAUGUCAAUUGCAACUGCUACUCAGGAGAUGAUGCCUACGCGACGGACGCCAUCUUGAAUUCCCCAUCAUCCUUAGCUGUAGCUCCAGACGGCACCAUCUACAUCGCAGACCUUGGAAAUAUUCGGAUCAGGGCUGUCAGCAAGAACAAGCCCGUUCUUAAUGCCUUCAAUCAGUAUGAGGCUGCAUCCCCCGGAGAGCAGGAGUUGUACGUCUUCAACGCCGAUGGCAUCCACCAGUAUACCGUGAGCCUGGUGACAGGGGAGUACUUAUACAAUUUCACUUAUAGCGCCGACAAUGAUGUCACUGAAUUGAUUGACAAUAAUGGCAAUUCCCUGAAGAUACGUCGGGACAGCAGUGGCAUGCCCCGUCAUCUGCUCAUGCCCGACAAUCAGAUCAUCACCCUCACUGUGGGCACCAACGGAGGCCUCAAGGUCGUGUCCACACAGAAUCUGGAGCUUGGCCUCAUGACCUAUGACGGGAACACUGGGCUCCUAGCCACCAAGAGUGACGAAACAGGAUGGACGACUUUCUACGACUAUGACCAUGAGGGCCGCCUGACCAACGUGACACGUCCCACGGGGGUGGUGACCAGUCUACACCGAGAAAUGGAGAAAUCCAUCACCAUUGACAUUGAGAACUCCAACCGCGAUGACGAUGUCACUGUCAUCACCAAUCUGUCUUCAGUGGAGGCCUCCUACACAGUAGUACAAGAUCAAGUGCGGAACAGCUAUCAGCUCUGUAAUAACGGUACACUGAGGGUGAUGUAUGCUAAUGGGAUGGGUGUCAGCUUCCACAGCGAGCCCCAUGUCCUAGCGGGCACCAUCACUCCCACCAUUGGGCGCUGCAACAUCUCCCUGCCCAUGGAGAAUGGCUUAAACUCCAUUGAGUGGCGCCUCAGAAAGGAACAGAUUAAAGGCAAAGUCACCAUCUUUGGCAGGAAGCUCCGGGUCCAUGGAAGAAACCUCUUGUCCAUCGACUAUGACCGGAACAUUCGGACAGAAAAGAUCUAUGAUGACCACCGGAAGUUCACCCUGAGGAUCAUUUACGACCAGGUGGGCCGCCCAUUCCUCUGGCUUCCUAGCAGCGGGCUGGCGGCCGUCAAUGUCUCAUACUUCUUCAACGGGCGCUUGGCUGGCCUUCAGCGUGGUGCCAUGAGCGAGAGGACCGACAUUGACAAGCAAGGUCGCAUCGUGUCCCGCAUGUUCGCCGACGGGAAAGUGUGGAGCUAUUCCUACCUCGACAAGUCCAUGGUGCUCCUGCUUCAGAGCCAACGUCAGUACAUAUUUGAGUAUGACUCCUCCAGCCGCCUCCACGCCGUCACCAUGCCCAGCGUGGCCCGGCACAGCAUGUCCACGCACACUUCCAUCGGCUACAUCCGCAACAUUUACAACCCGCCUGAAAGCAACGCUUCGGUCAUCUUCGACUACAGCGAUGACGGCCGCAUCCUGAAGACGUCCUUUUUGGGCACCGGGCGCCAGGUGUUCUACAAGUAUGGGAAACUCUCCAAGCUGUCAGAGAUUGUCUACGACAGCACCGCCGUCACCUUCGGCUACGACGAGACCACCGGCGUUUUGAAGAUGGUCAACCUCCAAAGUGGGGGCUUCUCCUGUACCAUCAGGUACCGGAAGAUCGGCCCCCUCGUGGACAAGCAGAUCUACAGAUUCUCCGAGGAAGGCAUGGUCAACGCCCGGUUCGACUAUACCUAUCACGACAACAGCUUCCGGAUCGCAAGCAUCAAGCCUGUCAUAAGCGAGACGCCCCUUCCCGUCGACCUCUACCGCUAUGACGAGAUUUCCGGCAAAGUGGAGCACUUUGGCAAAUUUGGGGUCAUCUAUUAUGACAUCAACCAGAUCAUCACCACCGCCGUGAUGACCCUCAGCAAACACUUCGACACCCACGGGCGGAUCAAGGAAGUCCAGUAUGAGAUGUUCCGGUCCCUGAUGUACUGGAUGACGGUGCAAUACGACAGCAUGGGCAGGGUGAUCAAGAGGGAGCUAAAGCUGGGGCCCUACGCCAACACCACAAAGUACACCUACGACUAUGACGGGGACGGGCAGCUCCAGAGCGUGGCCGUCAAUGACCGCCCAACCUGGCGCUACAGCUAUGACCUCAACGGCAACCUCCACUUACUGAACCCAGGCAACAGUGUCCGCCUCAUGCCCUUGCGCUACGACCUCCGGGACCGGAUCACCAGGCUGGGAGACGUGCAGUACAAAAUUGACGAUGAUGGCUAUCUGUGCCAGCGAGGGUCUGACAUCUUCGAAUACAACUCCAAGGGCCUCCUCACGAGGGCCUACAACAAGGCCAGCGGGUGGAGUGUCCAGUACCGCUACGAUGGCGUGGGACGGCGGGCGUCCUACAAGACCAACCUGGGCCACCACCUGCAGUACUUCUACUCUGACCUCCACAACCCCACCCGCAUCACCCACGUCUACAACCACUCCAACUCGGAGAUCACCUCGCUCUACUACGACCUCCAGGGCCACCUCUUUGCCAUGGAGAGCAGCAAUGGGGAGGAGUACUAUGUCGCCUCUGAUAACACCGGGACACCUCUGGCUGUGUUCAGUAUCAACGGACUCAUGAUCAAGCAGUUGCAGUACACAGCCUACGGGGAGAUUUAUUUCGACUCCAACCCCGACUUCCAGAUGGUCAUUGGCUUCCACGGGGGACUCUACGACCCCCUGACCAAGCUGGUACACUUCACGCAGCGCGAUUAUGAUGUGUUGGCGGGACGGUGGACCUCUCCAGACUACACCAUGUGGAAAAACGUGGGCAAGGAGCCGGCCCCCUUUAACCUGUAUAUGUUCAAGAGCAACAACCCUCUCAGCAAUGAGCUGGAUUUGAAAAACUACGUGACAGAUGUGAAAAGCUGGCUUGUGAUGUUUGGAUUUCAGCUUAGCAACAUAAUUCCUGGCUUCCCAAGAGCCAAAAUGUAUUUCGUGUCUCCUCCGUAUGAACUGUCAGAGAGCCAAGCAAGUGAGAACGGACAGCUCAUUACAGGUGUCCAGCAGACGACAGAGAGACAUAAUCAGGCCUUCAUGGCUCUUGAAGGGCAGGUCAUUACUAAAAAGCUCCACGCCAGCAUCCGGGAGAAAGCAGGGCACUGGUUUGCCACCACCACGCCCAUCAUCGGCAAAGGUAUCAUGUUCGCCAUCAAAGAAGGGCGGGUGACCACGGGCGUGUCCAGCAUCGCCAGCGAGGACAGCCGCAAGGUGGCAUCCGUGCUGAACAACGCCUACUACCUGGACAAGAUGCACUACAGCAUCGAGGGCAAGGACACCCACUACUUCGUGAAGAUUGGUGCGGCCGACGGCGACCUGGUCACGCUGGGCACCACCAUCGGCCGCAAGGUGCUGGAGAGCGGGGUGAACGUGACCGUGUCCCAGCCCACGCUGCUGGUCAACGGCAGGACUCGAAGGUUCACAAACAUUGAAUUCCAGUACUCCACGCUGCUCCUCAGCAUCCGCUACGGCCUCACCCCCGACACCCUGGACGAAGAGAAGGCCCGCGUCCUGGACCAGGCGAGGCAGCGGGCCCUGGGCACUGCCUGGGCCAAGGAGCAGCAGAAAGCCAGGGACGGGAGAGAAGGGAGCCGCCUGUGGACUGAGGGCGAGAAGCAGCAGCUCCUGAGCAGCGGGCGCGUGCAGGGGUACGAGGGGUAUUACGUGCUCCCUGUGGAGCAGUACCCAGAGCUUGCAGACAGUAGCAGCAACAUCCAGUUCUUAAGACAGAACGAGAUGGGAAAGAGGUAACAAAAUUAUCUGCUGCCAUUCCUUGUCCGGAUGGCUCGGCAGGAGUAACUGUUAUCUCCUCUCCUAAGGAGAUGAAGACCUAUCGGGGCACUGAGGCUGGGCUGCUUCAGGAUACUAGUGGCAAGGAAGCUCACAUUUUUUGAGUUCAAAUGCUACUGUCCACGCGAGAAGUCCCUCAUCCUGAAGUAGACUAAAGCCCGGCUGAAAAUUCUGAGGAAAACAAAACAAACGAAUGAAUGGAUGAGUGAACAAACACACAAAACGUUCCAAGUUCCCCUAAAAUACGACCCACUUGUUCUGGGUCUACGCAGAAAAGAGACGCAAGAUGUCCGAAAGGAACGAAAGAAAAACAGCAACAACAAAAAAUGUUAAAAGGCAAACAAGAAAACAAACCAACAGCAAGCCAACAAAAGAAAAACAAACACACGGACCGAAAAACAAAGAAAUGAAGACGAGAAGGCCUCAUGUCCAGUUACCUCACUCAUUCACACGUGAGCGACACGACACGCAGACAUCCGCGAGGGCCCGCCUCAGCAGACCAGCUGAGGACGAUUCAGACUGCUUGUGGGACAAAGACUUCAGACGUUUUCAUUCAAGCAAAUGCAGGUGCAUUGAAAACACAACUUUUGGGGGUGACAUGUGUAGCGCCUGGGGAGGGGGGGAUUAAAAGUGGAGGAGUGAGCACUGGAAAUACUUUUUAAAGAAAAAAGAAAGAAAGAAACACGAGGAACAGAAAAAUUCCUAUCAAAAAUCAAAGCGAAAUAAUACCGUCCAGCACUUAAAACUCUCAGGACCCAACUAAGUCUGGCCUGAGCUAAUUUAUUUGAGCGCAGAGUGUAAAAUUUAAUUCAAAAUGGUGGCUAUAAUCACUACAGAUAAAUUUCAUACUUUUUGUCUUUGGAGAUUCCAUUGUGGACAGUAAUAUGCAGUUACAGGGUGUAGUCUGUUUAGAUUCCGUAGUUCGUGGGUAUCAGUUUCGGUAGAGGUGCAGCAUCGUGACACUCUUUUGCCAACAGGUACCACUUCCGAUCACCCUGUACAUACAUAAGCCGCAAGGCACAAUCACUGUUUCAGAUUUAAAAUUAUUAGUGUGUUUGUUUGGUCCAGAAACUGAGACAAUCACAUGACAGUCACCACGAGGAGAGAAAAUUUAAAAAAAAUAAAAAUAAAAACAAAAAAAAUUUUAAAAAUUUAAAAAAAAAACAAAAACAAAAAAAGUCUAAUAAGAACUUUGGUACAGGAACUUUUUUGUAAUAUACAUGUAUGAAUUGUUCAUCGAGUUUUUAUAUUAAUUUUAAUUUGCUGCUAAGCAAAGACUAGGGACAGGCAAAGAUAAUUUAUGGCAAAGUGUUUAAAUUGUUUAUACAUAAAUAAAGUCUCUAAAACUCC
Carlito syrichta (Philippine tarsier) is the source of this 9436-nucleotide messenger RNA. RefSeq names its product teneurin transmembrane protein 2 (gene TENM2). Gene Ontology annotation, molecular function: calcium ion binding; cell adhesion molecule binding; protein homodimerization activity. Bases 113 to 8047 code for a protein of 2644 amino acids. The transcript has 28 exons. Gene Ontology annotation, cellular component: membrane; neuron projection. The record is from RefSeq and is a predicted model, not a curated record. NCBI's taxonomy places the organism in Eukaryota, Metazoa, Chordata, Mammalia, Primates, Tarsiidae. Gene Ontology annotation, biological process: signal transduction; neuron development; heterophilic cell-cell adhesion.